This is a messenger RNA of Apodemus sylvaticus (European woodmouse), 1038 nucleotides long. It is a transcript of the gene Spata31f3, whose product is annotated as SPATA31 subfamily F member 3. Lineage: Eukaryota; Metazoa; Chordata; Mammalia; Rodentia; Muridae. The record is from RefSeq and is a predicted model, not a curated record. Bases 5 to 994 code for a protein of 329 amino acids. The transcript has 5 exons.
UUGAAUGAUGUUGAUCCCUUCUUUUAUUCUGUGGGAUGUGGGAUACUCAGUGUAUACGUACGGGUCUCUCUUCAUUAUUGCACUGGUUAUUUGGCAUGUGAAAAGAAGCCACCGAGGAUUACGGUUGGGACCUAACAAGAGCUGUGCCAAGUGUUUCCGAAGAAUCAAACAGAAGCCUAGCGAUAGAACGACAAGAGCUAAGAGGACAUCUAAGGAAGAAGCUGAGAAACUGCAGAAGCUGCUCUCUAUCAUGAAAAGCCAGGGCUGGCUCCCUCAAGAAGGAAGUGUGCGGCGGCUCCUGUGCCCAGAUCCCUCUUGCCCGAUCUGCAAUGCCAUGGCUCUGGAAAUCCAGCAGUUGCUGGGGGUUGAGGACAAAAAGAUCGCUUCCAGUCCACUGAGGACCUCGCGUACCUUUUCUUGCCUGGAGGCAUUGUCUCCGUCCAAAGUGAUGGUUGACCAGAGUUCAGAGCUCAGUUCCCAGUACUCCAGAGACAUUUCAUCAACAUCCAGGUUCACGCAGUCACAAUCAACUGAUCAGAAAUCAACUCAGUCGGCCACUCCAUCCACUGGAGGUGACGCUGUCCUCCAGUGUUACCACUCUGAGCCUCAGCCCCAGCAGGAACCUCAGGGGUCAAAUGCGUUCCAGGAUGCAAGCGGUCUGUCAUCUUCAAGUAUGGAUGGGCCUGGGGUGCCUGCAAACCAACAAAAGAAGAGGAAGAAAACCAAGAAACUUGUCUUGAAGAACCAAGCAGGGCCCCCAGAAGCUGAACUGGAAAACAAGAUGACGUUCUUUUCUCACUGGGUUAACCCUGAAGUGAAAUGUGACAGACCAGAAGAACCCAUUGUCCUUAAGUCAGAGACAGGGGCCAAACCCGAGACUGGAGAGACCAAGAAGAGCCACAGUUCUGCCAAAGACCGAGCAGAGAGACCCAGCGUGGAGAAGCCAAUAAAUGAUCUAAAAGCCAAGUCCCUUCGUGUUAAGAGGAACAUUUGACUUUCCUUGACUCCUACAGUGCCUGAACAGCUCCAGCAACACCC